Molecule: messenger RNA, 561 nt
Organism: Lottia gigantea (owl limpet)
Lineage: Eukaryota; Metazoa; Mollusca; Gastropoda; Lottiidae
Exons: 2
Coding region: 1-561 (186 amino acids)
Biological process (GO): mRNA splicing, via spliceosome
Cellular component (GO): U12-type spliceosomal complex
Molecular function (GO): U12 snRNA binding; pre-mRNA intronic binding
Source: RefSeq, a predicted model, not a curated record
AUGAAUUUGCCUGCUCCUUUUGGACAAACAACACCAACACCUCCAGUUGCUGAAGAAGCAAAAGAAAGCAGCAGUGAAUCAGAAAUAGAAAGUGAUAGUGGUUUUGGAGUCAUAGAGCCACCACCAAAACCAGUAGAAACUGAAAACACAGAGGAAGAAGCAGAUUGUAGUGAAUUCAUCUCUGAAAAAGAAUUAAAACAUGGAUGCAUACCAGAACAUAAACGAAAAGAUAUCAAUGUGUUUAAAAAAUAUAACAAAGGUGAUCCUAGCAGUCGACUUUACAUUAAAAAUUUAGCAAAGCAGGCGACAGAAAAAGAUUUAAAAUAUAUUUAUGGAAGAUACAUUGACUGGCCCAAUGGCACUGAAGCUAAUGCUUUUGAUAUUCGAGUUAUGAAGGAAGGUAGAAUGAAAGGACAAGCUUUUGUGACAUUACCAUCAGAGACUGCAGCUAUCAAAGCUUUGAAUGAUACUCAUGCCUUUGUGUUACAUGAUAAACCUAUGGUGGUACAAUUUGCUAGAUCAGCUAAAGCUACAGCUGAUCCCAAUACUGAAGAUAAAUGA